CCACUGCAUUCCAACCAGGAACACGCCUUUCCCCUCAAGCAACCACCUUCCUACAGAAAGCCUCAGGAUCUCUACGCGCAUGUCCAUUGUGAUGUAACGCCUCGCCCUUCUACGAACCUGGCCCUGCCCACUGAAAUGGCUCGCUAGAGUCGUUAGACGUUCUGAGGCAAAUAGUCGCAGCUGCCGCCGGGCUGUGUGACGUCACCUACCUCUCCUUCUACCAUUGGUACUUUAAGGAAAGCGGGUAUUUCUCCUGAAAGCCGCUGGCGGGACUCUUGCCUGAUGCGCCCUUGAAAACUCGGAAGCGGCUUUUCUACUCAAGCUGCAACAAGUUGCUAGUGAGCUGUUGUGCAUGCGGAUCGAUUAGGAUUUAUUUCCAAUCCGGGUGUGUCAGGAAACAAGGAAUGGAGUCCCGUAAAAUAAGUGUAAAUAAUCGCCUCAUGCAACGCACAGCAACACUAGCUCGGGAGGUACUGGAGCGGGCAAAAAACCGGAAAGUGAUCUGGCCAGGGCCUGCAGGACUCCAAAGAGGGGCUAUUCCGGAAGGUGAUAAUGAUGCUGUGUGUUUCAAUGCUGUUUUUGCUUCAGUUGCUGAACACAUGGGCCAUAUAUCAGAAGAAUGUAAGAAAUACUAUUGCUGUGUGCCACCAUUUCGGUUUAAAGAUAAUGAAGUUGCUCAUGUUUUCAGAUACCAUGGCCAACUAGCAUCUGAAAACUUGCUAAAAGCAUUUGAAGAUGAAGAAAAUAAAACAUGCCCUAUUGUGGAAGAACCUGGAUGGUUUGAUACAGAUGCAUUAAUUCCAGCAAAGACCUCAGAACAAAAGGAUAUCUACAUUGAAGUUUCCCCUGGCACCUACUCUAUCUCAGCAUCCUCUGGUGAAGACCAAAUCAAGCAAACACAUGUAGUAGGGAUUCAGCCAGGACAAAGUGUAAAUUUAUGCUUUGAUCUAUGAUCCAUCUUUUUUUGUUCAAUUCUAAACAAUGUAUCAAAUGAAAUGGAAGCUUUAGUUCCUUGCUAUACUGAAAGUGACAUUUCUCCAAGUAUAUGCUGUGAGCACAUUACUGUUCUGUCUUCCAUAUUUUGGUCUGGUCUGUAGGUUUUUUGUCCUGCCUGUAUAUUAUGCUGUUAUAGGUCCACUGUAAAUAUGUAUAAUAUAACUUUGCAUAUAUCUGCCUUAAAUGGAACCAUGUGUUACAGUCCUACUUUUAUGCUAUGCAAUAAACUUAAGUAGUAUUUUUUUAAAAAAAA
Molecule: messenger RNA, 1249 nt
Organism: Heteronotia binoei (common prickly gecko)
Lineage: Eukaryota; Metazoa; Chordata; Lepidosauria; Squamata; Gekkonidae
Gene: AKIP1
Product: A-kinase interacting protein 1
Exons: 6
Coding region: 405-953 (182 amino acids)
Biological process (GO): regulation of non-canonical NF-kappaB signal transduction
Cellular component (GO): nucleoplasm
Source: RefSeq, a predicted model, not a curated record